AUGGACGGAUAUCCUCUGGGCAGCCUGGACCAUAAUGUCCCAUACCUCCUCGUGUCCGGCCUCACGACCUCGAACUCCGAGCUCCCUCUGCAAGAGAAUCUCAAAUAUGAAAGGAAAAUAUUGCUGAAAUCCAAGCUGCCCGCUGCAGAGGGACCGGAUGCCAAAGCGUUGGCCAGAUACUUCCAAGCAGUCGACGAACAGGGAAAAUCAUGGGCGGCCGUAGGGAGCAAAACACCAUAUAGAUUUCGCAUCAAAAGCGUUGGCAGGACUAUCCCACUCCCCCCACGACAAGCGCGGCUCCCUGAGAGGACCGAAACCUUGGAAUCGCACCAUAUCCUUCAUUCACCUUUCUCGCCGCUCAGCCCCGUGUCAUCUCUCUACCCCGAUGGCUUAAUCGAUGCGCAAUGGGUCAAGAAGCACCAGGAAUUAGUGCCGAGUGUCCUGCUCUGCUUUUAUACGCUCACGACCGACCCCACGACGACUACAUUACGAGACAAUGAACUCAAGAAUGAUAUUGGGGAGCUGAAAGCUAUGCUGGCCAAGUCUGGGUACAAGACUAGGCUAGCUGUCGCUCUGAUAGCAGAGCCAGACAGCACAGCAUCAUCACUGGCAACGGGUCUCCAGGACCGGCUGGAAAAUAUCCGAAGGGGCGCUACACUGGAUCCCAAGUCGCUCUUUUAUAUUCCUCCACAGGACUCCGACAGCGAAUUGCGGGGCGUCGUGGAUAGCGUAUUGACAACCCUCUAUGGCAGUGCGGUGGAAUACUACCGGGACCUGGCGAGACAUUCCAGGAAAAAGCGAUCCAGGGGAAUAGCUCCUCCGCCAACAGUUCCUCCAACUACAGGGACUUCGCGGACCUUGUCUAUCCCAGACUGGAACCUAAGAUAUGAUGUCAAAUCCGGUGUCUUCGCCGAGUUCCGCCAAGAGUACGAUGCUGCCGUCAGAUUCUACGAACAGGCCUAUGGGACUCUGCUAGGCCAGGACGUUCUUGAUGUGAUUCCCAGUUGGAGCCCAAGAUGGAACGAAGCGCGGCUGCUCUCCGAUGUAAUUUCGAUACGGUGCCUAAGAGUUCAUUUUUGGAUGGGUAUGACCAGCCUUGCUGUGAAGCGGUGGCAGGCUCAUCGCGAUAAUAUUCAAGAUUUCGUUGACCGUCGCGGCCACGGAACAGCCAACUACGGAUGGCAAGCCUGGGAAGCACGCUGGGCAAUGGUCAUGGCGGAUUUGAUCGAGAAGAUCCAGAUACCCGGGCUGACCAACCCAUCACCAUCGGUGUUCUUACCCCCUGACCGAUCCAUGAUGGCUGAACGUAUCAACCCAUGGGAGCAUCUUCACCACCGGGGUUACUGGUAUAGAAUAGCGGCUCGCCAUCUUGGUUUCAGGAGGAGGCUAGCGCACAGUAUUCCAGAUGAUGAUAGAGUCCCGCCCGAGGAUCCUACGGUCAAGGAGAAGUUCGGGUACGACACAUAUCUAUGCCCCAAACCUUACGAGGAGCAUCCAUUGCGUGGCCACGGCGUGAACCACUCGCAAUUGAUCAUCGAUUGCCUCAUAAAAGCACAGACACAGUUUCAAUCCCGAAACCAAACACGCACAGCUGCCGAAAUAUCCAUUGAGUGUGCCAAGGAGAUGGCCAGCACAGGGUCGUGGCAAGAUGUGCUCUCCGUGCUACGCCCGCUAUGGGAGGAAUCAUCCUUCAGAUCCGGAGGUUGGGUAAAUAUUGCCGAGGACUUUGCUUGGCUUCUAAGACGUGCCGCAGUAGACGAGGGUGAGGGCGAUUUGGUUGUGGCUAUUGAUUGGGAGUUAAUGCACAAGAGAUACACCCAAAGACCAAACUGGCACUACGACCUCUCCAAGUCCCUAGAAGAGACAACCUGCUCGUCUAAACCCGAGGUCAGAAUAUCAGAUGACCAAGUCGAGGCACCCAUCGUGGCCGGAUGGGCGUUUAUGGGGAAAGAGAGCAGGGCUGGUGAAACCUGUGUUGCCCAACUAUCGCUCAAGUCUGAGGCGUUCUCAAAUGCCGCGCCUUUGACAUUCAAGUCCUUGAGAAUCGAGUUUGACGGGGCGCUGAAGCCAAUUGUACUAGAACACUUGCCUUCCGAAGAAAAGUCCAAGGGCAAGGUCAGCCUUAACGCCUUGACUCUUGAGGAGGUCUUCGAUACCGAGUCUGGAGACCUCCCUACUAUGCUCAAAGGACAGACCGACCUCACCUUGGCUCCGGGUAAUACACUUGUCGUUGAGAUGGUAAUCGCCCUUCGGGAAGCCGGAGAAGUCACAUCGUCUACACUCCAAUUGAAUUACAGCGCCGAAAGUUUCGAUCUAUCAUACACCAUGGACCUCGGGGAUUUGAGGAACCCUGCUGGCUGGUACACCAAGGGCCACAAUGCACCCCGAUACAUCCGUGCAGAAUCUCACAUGCUUCAUGUCCAGCCUCGCCCGCCCAAGCUGGAGAUCAAGUAUCUCAACUCCUCCAGCCAAUACUACGUUAGCGAGCCCAUCAAGCUUCGCGUCCAACUAGUUAACGGCGAGGACGAGUCGGUGAGCGUCAAGCUGGACGCUCACCUCUUCGGAAAGGUCGUCCCGGCCUUUACGCUUAAAGCCAACGGAGAGGAGCAAAAAAUCGAAAGUGCGGAAGAAGAGGCAAGGCUCACCGAGUUCCCCAUCGGCGACCUCGCGAGUUCAUCCUCCCUGGACGUCAUGCUCACAAUCGAUCCCGCAGAGGAACCUACCUCGUACGACCUGCAUCUACGGGCGUCGUACCACCUCGACUCCGAUGCGGCAACGCCCAUCACGCAGAUGCUCCCGCUCCAGCUCACAGUCGUGAACGCAUUCGAGUCCAACUACGAUCUGAAUCCCAGGCUGCACCCGGACCCAUGGCCGAGCUUAUUCGACUGCGACACCAUCAGCAGCUCGCCCGACAUCUCAGAAGACACACCCACCCCGUUCAGAGGCCUGUCCCAAAGCUGGUGCCUCAUGUGCCACUUCGCCUCAUUCGCCCUCCACGAUCUCAAGAUUGUCGGGAUGGAGCUCAAGGUGCUCUCCAACCUGAAGAACGCCCGGUGCGAGAUCGUGAAGCAGGCCGAGACGCCAGGGGACGGGAUCCUCGUCGCGCCCAAGACGAUGCACGAGGCGCGCUUCGACCUCGUCACCCAGAAGGUGAGCCUCGACGACCGCCACCCGGUCCCGCUCGAGCUCGGCUUCGUGAUCCAGUGGCAGCGCCAAGAGACGGACGACGAGGACGACGGCGCCGGGCCGAUCAACACGACGACCAUGUACGCCGGCAACUACCUGGUGCUCGGCUCGGAGCCCCGCGUGCUGGCGUCGGCCUCGGAGAUUGACAUGGGCAAGGCCAUGCGACUACUACUGCUGGACAUCACCAUUGAGAACCCGUCUAACCACUUCCUCACCUUCGGCCUGAACGUAGAGCCCAGCGAUGAGUUUGCAUUCUCUGGUGCUAAGCAGACCACGGUGCAUCUCCUGCCGCUAUCCAGAAGGGCGCUGACCUACCGACUAUUACCGCUGGUGAGAGGGGACUUCAUCCGGCCCGGGAUCCUCGUGCGCGACAAGUACUUCCAGAAGACGUUGCGGAUUAUUCCGACGGAGGGUAUGAAGAUAGACAAGGAUGGACUACUGGUAUGGAUCACCCCUAUGGAGGGUGAGGGUGAGGAAGGCAAGGCAGCUGUCGAAGUCGAAGACGACGACGAUAAAUCAGGGGAUUCGGAAGUAUAA
Clonostachys byssicola is the source of this 3723-nucleotide messenger RNA. The record is from the annotation of a GenBank genome assembly. Lineage: Eukaryota; Fungi; Ascomycota; Sordariomycetes; Hypocreales; Bionectriaceae.